AUGAAGUGGACAAUCUCAGCAUCGUCGGCCUCGCUGGUCCUCCUGGGCGCCCUGACGGCUCAGCCGGCCGCGGCUAUGCUGCAGUGCGGCCACAUCCAGGCAGACGGCCAGAGGUUCGACCUGAGCGCUCUCAAGGGGCCGCACUCGGUCCUCACCACGCAGCACACGCCCCCGACCGACCAGAACACGACAUACACGAUAGACCUCUGCGGGCCGCUCAAGCGGAAGGGCGACGUGCCCAAGGGGGAGGAGUGUCCAAACGGCAGUUGGGCCUGCGCAAUACGACGGUUUCGCAACGCCGAAGGCGUCACCGGCAUCGGCCAGGUCAUACCGCUCGCCGGAAACCUCGAGGACCAGGGCGGCAGCGCGCUCAGUCACACGGCGACGCGGCUCAAGACGGCCGACUCCAACGCGGACGCCCAGCGCGAGGGCCUCCGUCUAGUCCUGCAGGGUGGCCGUUACCCGCUGGACGGUCCCGUCAGCGACCGCCAGAACCAGCGCGUCAUCGUCGAGCUGCUCUGCGACAAAACCCGCGAAGGCACCGAAGGCGAGUGGAUCGCCGACGAAUACGAGCGCGACGGCACCGCUCCUGGCUCCAGCGCCCCCCCAGCUGACCCGCCCUCCAACUCCACCACAUCUGCUGCCGGCCUCGGCUUCUCGCUCGCCCAGGAGGGCCCCGCUGAGAAGCAGCUGCUGCGCGACGGCGAAGCUGAGCCGGCUCUCGUCUUCCAGGGCUACGACGUCCACGACACCGACGGCUCCUUUGGCACGCUCCGCCUGGCCUGGCACACCCGCUAUGCCUGCGAGGGUGCUGCCCGCGUCCGCGAGCACUGGGGCUUCUUCACCUGGUUUGUCAUCUUGGUCUUCCUGGCCACCGCAGCCUACCUCAUCUUCGGGUCGUGGCUCAACUACAACCGCUACGGCGCCCGCGGCUGGGACCUGUUGCCGCACGGCGACACCCUACGCGACGUGCCCUAUCUGCUGAGGGACUGGGUCCGGCGGCUGAUCAACACGCUGCAAGGCAGCGGCAGCCGUGGCGGAUACAGCGCCGUGUAG
This is a messenger RNA of Grosmannia clavigera kw1407, 1056 nucleotides long. Its product is annotated as autophagy protein. The transcript is spliced from 3 exons. Lineage: Eukaryota; Fungi; Ascomycota; Sordariomycetes; Ophiostomatales; Ophiostomataceae. Bases 1 to 1056 code for a protein of 351 amino acids. The record is from RefSeq and is a predicted model, not a curated record.